AUGUACGCCUUUUACUCCCUGCUGGUCUACAUUAUAUACACCUUCUUCAGGAGGCAGCCGGACCCCCAGCAAAAAGAUGGUGCCGGGGGGCCCAGCAUCAAGCAGACUCUGGUUUCCAUGGAGACGAGGGAGAAAGGAUCCCUAAAGACGUCGGAGGAGGAUCUGUGGCUGGAACUCGAUGGAAUGGAAAGCAGCUCGGAGAGCGACGAGGUCUGCGGAUCCGAAGACGAGGCGGAAACAUCCGGAGACCUCACCUCCCCGCUCACCGACUUCCUGGCCUUCAAGCAGGAGGCAUCGAGAUCUACCCCUGCAGAUCCGCCGCCCGGCAAGACGGCGUCCCCCCUGCUGGCCGUCAUGUCUCAUCUCAUCGCCUUCCUGGAGCGCUAUUCCCAAAUGCAGCGCCUGCAGGGAAAGGCGCAGGAGUACAGAGCCCAGCUGCGGGGAGAGGAGCGGCGGCGCAGGAAGCAGCUGCGGACGCUGCGCGGGGCCUGCAGGCAGCGCAUGCGCGACAAACUCAGCCUCAUCGAGAGCCUAGAGAGUGUGAUAUGCGAGCAGCAGCUGCUUCUGGAGAAGCUGCAGAGAGGAGCCAUAUUCCCCCUGUACCCCCUCCCCCCUCUCUCCCAAGUUGGGGUGCACAAGCUGGUGGAGUCUAUCGGGGUCCUGCAGGACGAGAGGGCGCAGCUGAAGGAGGAGAUCAGUGGACUGAAACACGACAUGGAGGAGAAGGAGAGGGAGAAGCAGGACCUGUCCGUCUCGCUCCAGCAGCAGGUGGGAGAGCUGAAGGACGUUAUCCGCCAUCGGGAGAUGGAGCUGUCACAACUGAGGAUGGAGACGGGCGUCACCGACUCCGAGAAGCGGCUCCAGAAUCUCUCUGUGGAAAACCAGAGUCUGAAGCAGAGCCUGAGUGUGACUCAGGGGCUCCUGGAGAAGAUGGCGGCGGUGUCCACUCAGCCCUCCGCGCAGCUGGUCAAGGAGAACGAGGACCUGCGCAACAAGGUCCAUCAUCUGGAGACGUCUCUGCAGCAGAAGGUGGAGCGGCUGGAGACGGCCCAGGGCCAGGCGGAGACGCUGCGGUGGAGCAAGGAGGGCGAGAUCCGUCGGCUGGAGGAGAAGAUCCGCCGGCUGCAGCUGUUACUGGAGACCGAGAGGAAGAGAGCGCCGGACAUACAGUACGUAACUAAGACGGUGGAAGUGGAGUCCCCGGCGGUCCUGCGAUCUCUGGCCGAGGCCGAGGAAAGGAACCGGCUCCUCCAGGAGCAAGCGUCCGCUCAGGGAGAGAAAUGCCGGAAGCUGGAAGAGAAGCUCGAGUUCUCCGAGGACCUGACCUCGAGCCUACGGGUGAAGAUCACGGCCUAUGAAUCGGAGAUCGGGAGUCUCCGGGGAGAGCUCAUGCAGGAGAUCCACCAGCUGGAGGCGCGGAAGGAGGAGGCCAUUAAGGAGGCGUCUGAGUGUUCGGAGCAGCAUCUGGAGCAGCUGAGGGAGCAGUUGACAGGAGUGCAGAGCCGCCUUUCCUUAUUGCAGCCUUUUCUGAAGGGCAUGAAAACCAACUACAACAGUCUGAGGAGCCAGGUGAAGGACUUCUCCCAGUUCUACGAGGCAGCCAUCCGAGAAGCCAGGAAACAGAUCUGCAGCGCGGUGACCGACGUGUCGGCGGCUAACAGAGACCUGCUAGAAAAAUACCAGCGAGAGGUGCAACUGCGCAAGAGAUACCACAACCAGCUGGUGGAGCUAAAGGGGAACAUCCGGGUUCUGUGCAGAGUCAGACCGCAGACGGCGUGCGGGGAGGAAGAAGGAUCCCCCGUAACCAUGGACGCGAACGAUGAUACCAAGAUGUCGGUGCUCUACAAGGGUACGGAGAGGACCUUCGAGCUGGACAAAGUGUUCUUACCCCGGGCCACGCAGGAAGAGGUUUUCCUGGAGAUCGAACCGGUCGUCAUGUCCUGCAUUAACGGAUACAACGUCUGUAUAUUCGCCUACGGGCAGACGGGCUCCGGGAAGACGUUCACCAUGCAGGGAACGUCUGAGGACCCCGGGAUAAACCAGCGAGCUUUGCAGGCUCUCUACAAGGAGAUGGAGGCCCGGCGAGGCCUGUGGGACUACAGCGUGAGCUUGAGCAUGGUGGAGAUUUAUAAUGAGGUCAUCAGAGACCUGCUGUCCAAAGACCCGCAAGAGAAGCUGGACAUCAAACUGAAUCCAGAUGGGAGCGGCCAUCUCCACGUUCCUGGACUCACAAGCACCGAGGUCAGCAGCUUCCGACACAUCAAGAAGCUGCUUGCGCUGGGUAAGAGGAACAGAGCCACAUUCAGCACAAACAUGAACGAGAGAAGCUCCAGAUCUCACGCUCUACUCACAAUAACCAUCACCGGCAGGGAUCUCACCGCUGGAACCGUCACCACAGGGAAGCUGAACUUGGUGGACCUGGCAGGGUCGGAGCGCGUGUGUAAGUCUGGGGCAGAGGGGGAGAGGCUGAAGGAGGCACAGAAUAUUAACAAGUCCCUAUUGGCCCUGGGGGAGGUGAUCCAGGCCCUGAGGGCCAAACAAGGCCACGUGCCCUUCAGGAACUCCAAACUCACCUACCUGCUGCAGGACUCGCUGGGCAAAGGCAACAAGACAAUCAUGAUGGUGCAGGUCUCUCCGUUGGAGUGUAACGUCGCAGAGACGGUUUGCUCGCUGAAGUUUGCUCAGAGGGUUUGUAAAGUGGAACUCGGGCCGGCGUCCCGACGAGCGGACAGUGCCUGAGCGUCCCACCGAGCAGACAGUGCCCGAGCAUGCCCGCAUCCCGCUGAGCGGACAGUGCCCGA
This is a messenger RNA of Spea bombifrons (plains spadefoot toad), 2801 nucleotides long. Its product is annotated as kinesin-like protein KIFC3. The record is from RefSeq and is a predicted model, not a curated record. Gene Ontology annotation, molecular function: microtubule binding; ATP binding; microtubule motor activity. NCBI's taxonomy places the organism in Eukaryota, Metazoa, Chordata, Amphibia, Anura, Pelobatidae. Gene Ontology annotation, biological process: microtubule-based movement. The transcript is spliced from 19 exons. Bases 1 to 2739 code for a protein of 912 amino acids.